This is a messenger RNA of Penicillium taxi, 2160 nucleotides long. RefSeq names its product putative exonuclease. Gene Ontology annotation, molecular function: metal ion binding; 5'-3' DNA exonuclease activity; DNA binding. Gene Ontology annotation, biological process: mismatch repair; DNA recombination; DNA double-strand break processing. Bases 1 to 2160 code for a protein of 719 amino acids. The transcript has 3 exons. NCBI's taxonomy places the organism in Eukaryota, Fungi, Ascomycota, Eurotiomycetes, Eurotiales, Aspergillaceae. The record is from RefSeq and is a predicted model, not a curated record. Gene Ontology annotation, cellular component: nucleus.
AUGGGUAUCAAGGGGUUGCACGGUCUUCUCAAGUCCAUCCAGAAACCAUGUCAUAUUAAAAGUUUUGAUGGUCAGACUCUUGCUAUCGACGCCUAUGGAUGGUUACAUCGAGGCACAGUUGCCUGUUCUGUGGAUUUAGUCCUGGAGAAACAAACGCGAAAGCACAUUGAUUUCGUCCUACAUCGAGUGCGCAUGCUGCUUUUUUUCGGAGUAAAACCCUACCUUGUAUUCGAUGGCGACAAUUUGCCCAGCAAAGCAGGGACCGAGCAAGAACGACACCUCCGUCGCCAAGAGAGCAAGUCUCUCGGUCUCGAGUUGCAACGAAAGGGUAGAAUUACGGAAGCAUACCAGGAGUUCCAAAAGGCGGUCGAUGUGACACCCUACAUGGCUCGUCAAUUGAUCGAAGAACUGAAGAAAAUGAAUGUUCAAUAUGUGGUGGCACCUUAUGAAGCAGAUCCCCAGAUGGUGUAUUUGGAACAACUGGGAAUCGUGGAUGGUAUCAUUUCCGAGGAUUCGGACUUGUUGGUCUUUGGAGCGAAACGUCUUUUGUCGAAGCUGGAUCAACACGGCGACUGCAUUGAGAUAAACAGAGCUGACUUUACCGCUUGUCGGGAUGUUAGUCUAGUUGGAUGGAGCGAUGCAGACUUUCGGCACAUGUGCAUUCUCAGCGGAUGCGACUAUCUGGCCAACAUUCCCAAGAUGGGUCUAAAGACUGCCUACCGAAGCAUUCGGAAGUACAAAACUGUGGAGAGGGUCCUUCAGAUGCUCAAGUUUGAUGGACAGUAUAAAAUUCCAGAUGGCUACCUUGCGAAUUUCAUGCAAGCUGAACAUACAUUCAUUUACCAACGGGUCUUCUGCCCCGAAGCCAAAAAGCUUGUGACUUUGACUGUACCAGAGGAAGGCGUCAAUCUGGAGGAAAUGCCCUUCAUCGGGGCGGAUGUGGAGGCAGCAAUAGCAGUAGGUGUUGCUUGUGGUGAUUUGGAUCCUAUGACAAAGGAAAUCAUUCUGUUGAAACAACCUUUAACUCAAGGUAAACAUCUCCUGGGUCUUACUCGCCGCCAGACAUUGGGUUCGUCGUCAGAGCUAAAGCCCCGCAAGCCCAUCAAUACGUUUUUCACCCCGAAGAGGCAGCCUCUAGCCGAGCUGGAUCCCAACACCCUCACUCCGUCGCCAAGCCAGCAAUCACUUCUGGAGCGCAAUGCGAACAAUUCCUGGCAGCCAGACUCGGUUCCCUUUCUCUCGAACUCCAGCGCGAGAAUGUCGACUCCAUUCCGGGCCUUCUCUGACCAGGGUCUCAGCCCUAUGAUCCGAAGUGUUGAAAGGAACACAUCUCUGGCACAUGCUGCCAGGGCGUCUCAACAAUCGCAACCUUGGAAAAGACAACGACUUUGCUCCGAAGCCGAUGAUGAUGCUCUACCCGCUCGUUCAGAAGCCCGCAGUAGGUUCUUUUGCAAUACCCUCACAGAUAGCCCUACUGGACAGAAAGUCUUGCGGACCAAGAAACAACGCAAGUCAAUGUUGGACGUCUUCUCAGAUGAGGUGGCUGAGGAAAUAUUCUCGGGCAUUUCUGAAUCCCAGUCUAGUGUUGAAUCGGUGGGGACUCAUGCAACUAGCCGCCAUGAUGCCCCCACUGAGGUGAGUGGGUCCGAGAUCCAUUCUGAUAAUAUCGCGGUACCACAAUCAGAGGACCCUGAUUCUACAAAUGCUACGGAGUUCAACCAAGCCCUUCAGUACAAUGUCAAGCCACAGAAAUCUACUGUUCUUUCCAAGUUCACCUUUAAGGCGAGGAUGAGCGCCGAAGCUUCUGGGUCUGAAUCUGGAAUUCCCAUGGUUUCGUCCAAUGACAAGCCAGUUUCUGUCUCACCCAGGACUCCAAGCAGGGGUGCCCAAAUCAAGACCCAUUUGGGUCAACAUUCGCGCCUGACACCUCUACAGCGUCUUGGACAGACAGCACUGAGUCGGGCUCAUACCAUCAGUUUCCCAACCAAACUUCGACAGAUCGACUCUCAGACUAAAGAACUCCCUGAUACCAAGCCAACUCCUGUCGCACAAGGUAGCGAAGACCAUAUAGUUCCUGACAGUGAAGAUGAGGAAGAGCUCGAUACAACCGAGCAAACAUCGACUUUGGAUUUGAAGCGUUUCUCGUUCGCUGCUAAAUAA